AACUUUCAUAUCCUCGUCCCUGCUUAGUGCUUAAUUUCUACUUUCUACUUCUAGCUAACAAAGUUAAGUAAACUUUCGCUUCAGUACUUUAUAUAUAUAUAAUGGCUGUGGCUUUGACGAUUCUGGUGACCCUUCUCUCGGUUCUCUCUUCUGCAUCGUGUGCACGAAUGGUUGGGGGGAAGACGGAGAUCCCUGAAGUGAGAAAAAACAGGCAAGUGCAAGAGCUUGGAAGGUUCGCGGUGGAGGAGUAUAACCUUGGUUUAAAGCUGUUGAAGAACAACAACGUCGACAAUGGGAGAGAACAGUUGAACUUUUCAGCGGUGGUGGAGGCGCAGCAACAAGUGGUGUCAGGGAUGAAGUACUACUUGAAGAUCUCUGCUACUCAUAAUGGUGUUCACGAAAUGUUCAACUCUGUGGUGGUGGUCAAGCCAUGGCUUCAUUCCAAGCAGCUCCUCCAUUUUGCGCCUGCAUCAUCAUCCACCACCACCACCACCACCACCAUGCAUCCAGUAGUACGUAAAGAUAAUUGAGUUGCAUGCGUACGUGGCUUGCUUUAAUUUGGAGCUAAUUAUAUGAUAAUAAUAACCAUAUUAAGGUUAAUUUCUUGACUGGAUACAUGCAUGGCGGUAUUUGUAAUUGCAAGUGAGCUUUUUAAUUUUCUUCUAAUAAAUUUUAAUUUCCUCUA
This is a messenger RNA of Glycine soja, 685 nucleotides long. Its product is annotated as cysteine proteinase inhibitor 4-like. Bases 102 to 530 code for a protein of 142 amino acids. Lineage: Eukaryota; Viridiplantae; Streptophyta; Magnoliopsida; Fabales; Fabaceae. The transcript has a single exon. Gene Ontology annotation, molecular function: cysteine-type endopeptidase inhibitor activity. The record is from RefSeq and is a predicted model, not a curated record.